AAUAACGUCCAGUCACGCCUCUCCAUCUGCUACAACACCAAUUCGCCCCUUGAGAACCACCACUGCGCUGUCGCCUUUGAUCUGGUUCGAACCCCCGAGACGAACAUUUUCAAGGGCCUCAGCGAUUCCGAUGCGAAUCUGGCUAAAAUACUGAGCCUACGGUAA
This is a messenger RNA of Dibothriocephalus latus, 165 nucleotides long. The record is from the annotation of a GenBank genome assembly. NCBI's taxonomy places the organism in Eukaryota, Metazoa, Platyhelminthes, Cestoda, Diphyllobothriidea, Diphyllobothriidae.